This is a messenger RNA of Anisakis simplex (herring worm), 1128 nucleotides long. Lineage: Eukaryota; Metazoa; Nematoda; Chromadorea; Rhabditida; Anisakidae. The record is from the annotation of a GenBank genome assembly.
AUGAUCGAUAAGAUAAUCGACUGUCUGUACAUUAGUGAUGCGAACAGUGUGAUCAGUCAACGAGGGCAGAAGGAAUUACAGAAAUUGCAGAUCACGCACAUUUUGACCGUAUCGGCUAUGGGUAUUCCAGAACGAUCUCAGCUCCGGGGUGUUGAAUACAAAUUUUUAUUCGUAAUGGAUUCAAUCACCCAAGAUAUUCUCGCCAAUAAUUUACUCAGUUGUGAAGUUGGUGUGUCGAGAUCAGUGGCUUUCGUGGUGGCUUAUUUGAUGCGGCGUUUUCAAUGGUCCCUUGACAAGGCGCUUCUUCAUGUUCGAACUGCAAGACCGAUCGCUCAUCCAAAUGAUGGUUUUCUGCAUCAGCUUAAUGUCUUUCAAAUGAAUGGAUAUAAAGCUGAUGUUCAUUCAUUGUCAAGUAAUCAAGACUAUCGACGAUGGUGUUCUAUGAAUGGCAUUGCACCUGUUGGUGCGCAUGCAAACAGCUUUUCAGCGUUUUUAGAUCUGGCCUCGAUGCCAUCAUUAGAAGGAAACAAUGAACCUUGUGCAUCAAAAGUGGAGUACAGAUGUCGUAAAUGUCGUAAAGCACUAUUCUAUGAUGAACAUCUGGUGAAACACAAUAUAUCGUCGUCAAAAAACACUGCUAAUAUUCAUCAGAAUUAUUCGUACUCGAAUAAUGAUCCAUUUGAAGAAUGCAAAUUCGGUAUCCUCCUAACUCCUAUGAAAUGGAUGGAUCUCAGCUGUUAUGAAGGAAAGAUUUUAUGUCCGUCAUGUAGUGAAAAAUUGGGCAAUUAUGUUUGGGGUGGUCGAAUUUGUUUGGGUAUUGAUGGGAUGAAAUGUGGCACUGCAGUUCGGCCAUGGGUGAAUAUACACAAAGAUAAAGUUGAUGUAAAAUAUGCAACCGACGGUACUGUUGCGGAUUGUGUUAAUGCAAUGAUCGUACAUCCUCCUCCUUCGGUAAUACCACGAAUUAUUGAACCAGGCGAUGAGCCAGAACUGGACUGUCAGCCAAAUCGUUGCACUAAUGAAUCUAUUGGUGUCGGUGGUGGAUCAUCCAAAAAUGGAAAUAUUGAGACGACAACGGGAAAAAGCGAUGAUAUUCAUGUAAGUGCAGUGAUCAGUGCCACACGUUAA